This is a messenger RNA of Paramecium sonneborni, 938 nucleotides long. NCBI's taxonomy places the organism in Eukaryota, Ciliophora, Oligohymenophorea, Peniculida, Parameciidae. The record is from the annotation of a GenBank genome assembly.
AUGUAAAUAAAUUGUUUGUUUUGCGAUAAACAAAAAACUGAUGGGAAAAUCCAUUUUCCUACCCUUCUUAAUACUGUAAUUAUUUAAUAGAUAAAUCAGGCACUUUAUUUGAAAUAUAAUUAAAAUGAUGAUCAGCCAAUUGAUGAUAUUAUAAAACAUUCUCAUAAAAAAUGGGUUAUUGAUUUUUUUGAGAAAGCUUAAGAAAUCAAAGAUGAAGAGUUUAUUAAAAAAUACUUUUAAUCUAAUGAAAUAGGUCCUAAAUUAGUAGAUUUAACUGAAUAUUAUAAAUAUCGAUUAGACUCUCCUCAUUUGUAUAUGCUUCCCUUAUCAAAGGUCCUGAACUAAUAAUAUUUAGAGAAUAUCAUUACACUCAAAUCAAGUAUAAAUUAGGAAUGUUAGUACAUACUAAAACUAAUUAGAAUGAAAUACCAUUUAUAAAAAUGCUGAAGUUAGGUGAAACUAAAUAAGAAGAUUCUGUAUCAAAGUCUUUAAUAUCAUUAUUGAAUAAAAUUAAGCCAACACAAUAUAAAUUAUCAUAGCCUAAAUAAGCAAAAGUAUAUACCUAAUAAUCCAGUUUAUCAACUACUAAGUUAAAUUAUUAACCACUGAUUAAAUAAAGUGAGUAAGUGAGUAGAAAAUUAAAAGCAAUCUUAAAUGAAAAUGUUCGUUCUCCUUUAAUAAAGAAAUAAAACAAUUAAUAUAAAAAGGUACAAUCUAAAUCUCAUUCGAAUGUUCAUUUGAAUACUUAAAUUAGCAUACAUAAUUAUAAAAAACUGAGUAUGUAAUAGAGCAUGUAAAUGUUAAUGCCUACCAAGACUUUAUAAUCAACUAAAUUAGGAUCACAAGCUGAUUUAAUUUAGAGCAUUUAUUUAUAAAAAAGUAGUAUAAAUCUUAAAAAUCGAAAUUAAAAAAAAAUAAGGAACAUAUUUUAGAAAUGA